AUGCCUCUGAACCCUCGUUUCCCUCACUUGAACCCAGUGGAUAUCAAUGUCAUAGAGCUUUUCAAUACCUUGCUUGGAUCGGCAGUGGUUUCAUCCUCUUCAUCCCCUUUUAUUCGGGUCGAGGAUUGGCCGGUGUUAGUUACAAAGCCAUUCGUUGAUAGGUCUUUCGAAGACACUCUGAUGUUGCCAUUUAUUGAUGGGAUCGACUCUGGCACAGUACGAUGUCGACGCCAACUGUCACAGUAUCCAAUUUGUGCCGCCUGGCGCAUGCGGGGUACGGGAUUUCUCCUCGGCCAGACGAAACGGAACGGUAACCACCCUGGGGCCGUGCGGUCGAUGUAUAUAGAGAAUUCUUAUAUCCGGCCUCACCGUGCUACUCUUGUGGGGUCUCCCUAUAGCUUAUCGUCUUUCCCGGCCAGAUGGGAAACAAUGUGGCUCGGCUAG
Messenger RNA from Paracoccidioides lutzii Pb01, 444 nucleotides. RefSeq lists its product as hypothetical. The transcript has 2 exons. Bases 1 to 444 code for a protein of 147 amino acids. The record is from RefSeq and is a predicted model, not a curated record.